Messenger RNA from Aspergillus pseudonomiae, 1914 nucleotides. RefSeq lists its product as uncharacterized. Bases 362 to 1495 code for a protein of 377 amino acids. The transcript is spliced from 3 exons. NCBI's taxonomy places the organism in Eukaryota, Fungi, Ascomycota, Eurotiomycetes, Eurotiales, Aspergillaceae. The record is from RefSeq and is a predicted model, not a curated record.
GGGGCGGUGACCGGACGACUGCCGACGACAACAAAGCAGUUUGUCGUCACCCGUUCGUUGGUGCGAAUCGGCCGCUUCUCGACCUGCACCUCUCCCACUAGUUGGAUCUCUGCCUCAUUCGAUCGCUUUUCGACCAGAGACCGUUAGCACUUGGCACCUGGGACUUCUUUUUCUACCAGACGCCCUACAGCGACCACCACAGUACCUACCACCUGAUCCGAUUGUUCUCCCCACGUCGAUCAUACAGCUGAGGAGCGACCUUUUAGCUCGGGAAGAUAUCCCACAUUCGUUGGAUCGUGCAAAUCUCUCUUUGUCGGCAUCCACUACAGCUUUUGUUAGAGUCAACCGAAAAACAUAGGACAUGGCAACUGACUCGGGAGAUAAUAUUGGGGUCAAGGAUGAUGCUCGCGUGGACCCAAUGGACACUAAAGCCACUGCGGAUGAUUCUCAAGCGUCCGAUAACGACAACGCUGAGCGCCCUGUUCGCCACAAACUAAAGGAGACAUCCAUCACCUCGGCCCCGAACACUUCAACAGCCGGCACCUCCACUGAACAACAACAGGACAGCGAAAAUAGCCGCUCGAGCAGCAGGGGUAGGAAGCGAUCAUUCGACGAGGACCAGCCCGAGAAUCUAGACGAGGAAAACGGCCAUAGACGGAAGAGGUCACGCGACUCUAAGGUUGAUGAGGAUGAAGACAUUACUACGUCAAAUGCGCCCGAGGUUGAGGGAGAGCAGACACAAACCACGAACAUUGCCAGAAAGAUCCUGAGCCCAAAGAAGAAGAGAAGCCGAGACCAACUGGAUAAGGACGAGCCGAAAGCCGAAAGCACCGUCGAUGACAGUAAGGCUCCCGCAGAAAAUGGCGCCUCCGAGACGACUGCAGGGGAGCCUGAGAAGAAGCGACACAGGGACGCUUCCCAAGAAAGAGGAUCGGCCCCUCUGAAGAGCGCAUUUGCAAACACAUCUGCCGUUUCGCCUUUCGGCUCGCUUGGUGCCUCGAAGCCCAAGGAAGAAACCUCGAAGCCGGCUGCCACAUCCUCAUCUGCAUUCGCUGCUUCAAGCCUGGCCGCUUUUGCUAGCUCAGAACAGUCACCGUUCGGCGCCAUAGGAGGUUCUAACACAUCUGUCUUUAAGUCAGCAACUACUACUGAAGCUACCAAACCAGCUGCUACCGGAUUCGCAAGCGCCGCUGGCACCUCCGGGUUUGCAUCUCUGGGUUCCGGAUUCUCAGGGUUCAGCGGUGGAUUUGGGGCUGCCGGCUCGAAGGGCGGUCUCACUAGCUUCGCUGCACCAGCGGGGGCCGGUAUUCUCGGAAGUUCUAGCAAGGGUAAGCCGUUUGGAGCAGAAGAGGAUGAUGAAGAAGAAGAAGAAAAAGAAAAAGAAAAGGAUAAGGAACAAGAAGCCGAUACUGCGCCUGGAGAAUUUGAGCAGGAGAAGACAGAUGAAAGAUUCUUUGAACGUCCGAGUAUGUCGUCCUAUAUAAAAUCCCUCUAACAACCUUUACUGAUCACAUUUCCGAAAUAGUCGAGACAGGAGAGGAGGAAGAGAAAACCUACUUCUCAAGCAAGGCCAAGCUCUUCCAGUUCUCAAAUGGAGAAUGGAAGGAGCGUGGAAUUGGCACCUUCAAGGUUAAUGUCAAGGUUACCGAUGGUAAAGAGGACAAGAAGGCUACUCGCUUGAUCAUGCGCGCGGACGGUGUUCUACGCGUAAUGCUAAACACGCCCAUUUUCAAGGGCAUGAAGGUUGGCGAUGCGUCGGGCAACGAACCCAGAUCCAAGCAGAUUCACCUAGCGAGUCUGGAAGAAGGUCGAUCGGUCCCUACCUUACUGAGGGUAUGUCAAAUCUGCACGUGCGAGAUCUCUACAUGGACAAGAUAACUAACAAUGUGUAGAUGCCAAGUGAGGAUUCUGCCA